AUGCUUGACGAUGCAAUGGUAUUUGCGCAUCCACAUGAAGCUAGCCUUUUCGGUAACCGUGACAAGUUUGAUCUGGUCGUGGUGUACGACGGUUCUUCUGAGUCCUUUGGUGCUGCAAACAUGCCUCUCUCAGUUCUCAUCCGUGUUAUCAGUGAACAAGCCUUUCGGAAAGCGCUCACGAGGAUGCCCAUGAUGCUCGUUGGCGGACUUGAAGCCUGCAAGCGGGAAAUAGGGAACACCAAGCUACGCGGCGAAUUAUCGUACGCGGAAGGAAAACGGCCGAUACCCACCACGGACGUCUCUAACUCGUUGCUUGCUGCUACCAUCGUACAACUCGAACAAUCCCUUCACUAA
Messenger RNA from Laccaria bicolor S238N-H82, 354 nucleotides. RefSeq lists its product as uncharacterized. The coding region runs from base 1 to 354 and encodes 117 amino acids. The record is from RefSeq and is a predicted model, not a curated record. The transcript has a single exon. NCBI's taxonomy places the organism in Eukaryota, Fungi, Basidiomycota, Agaricomycetes, Agaricales, Hydnangiaceae.